AAAAAACCAAAGACACAACUGAACGGAGUUCGAGUUCGAGUUCGAGUUCGAGUGCUCUUGCCCUUUUGUUUAUCUUAAAACGAAAGCAAACUCGAACGAGAGAUACGAAUCUCCGUCCGUUUACAAAGGCAGCUAUCUGCUGGUCCCAAAUCCCUAAAUCUAAUCCAACAUAUCUAGAUAGUAACGGCUGCAUCGGAUUCUUGCUAAGCCACCCAACCCUCUCUCAAUCUUCUUCUUCUGCCUAAUUAAUUUUCUUCGUAUACUUCGAACCCCAAAAAACAAUGGCAAUCUCACUUAAUACAAAUCUUCAUCAGCCUUCUCUCAGUUGUGGGACUAAGCUUUACUCUGGGUUGAAGCUUCAAUCUCCAUGUUUGUUUGCAACUGGGAGACCGAACUUGAGUGCAGACUUCUAUAGCAGAGUUAAUAAAAGCCUCCAAUGCGGAACACGAAAUUGUAAACCAACAAGGUCACGAGUAGGUAUGAUGCCUAUAGGAACUCCACGAGUUCCCUAUAGAGUCCCUGGUGAAGGAACUUGGCAAUGGGUUGAUUUAUGGAAUGCCCUAUACCGAGAGCGCGUUAUCUUCAUCGGACAACAUAUAGAUGAGGAAUUUAGCAACCAAAUAUUGGCAACAAUGUUAUACCUUGACAGUAUUGAUGACAAUAAAAGGCUUUAUUUUUACAUUAAUGGUCCUGGUGGAGAUCUUACUCCAAGCUUGGCCAUCUAUGACACCAUGCAGAGCUUGAAGAGUCCUGUUGGCACCCACUGUGUAGGCUAUGCCUACAAUCUAGCAGGCUUCCUUCUUGCAGCUGGAGAAAAAGGUAAUCGCUUUGCAAUGCCUCUUUCAAGAAUUGCUCUGCAGUCUCCAGCUGGUGCAGCUCGUGGUCAGGCUGAUGAUAUCCGUAAUGAAGCAAAUGAGCUUCUUAGAAUCAGAGAUUACCUUUUCAGUGAGCUAGCUAAGAAUACAGGCCAGCCUGUUGAGAAGAUUAACAAGGACUUAAGUAGGAUGAAACGCUUCAAUGCUCAAGAAGCUCUUGAAUAUGGGCUCAUUGAUCGUGUUGUGAGACCUCCCCGUAUCAAGGCAGAUGCACCUCGUAAGGAUGCAGGAACAGGCCUUGGUUAGUUUCUUUAUUAUUUCCCCAUCAAAAUGGGCUGAUAGCUGUAACACAUUUUUGUAAGUUUCUUAAGUUUAUAUGCACACUUUUACGAUAAGGCAUUCAAUUUACAGUUUUUUCAUAAAAAGUCUUGUAUGUGAAUGCUUUGAAGUUAAAGUUCCUGAUGAAGUUUUCUGAAA
This is a messenger RNA of Theobroma umbraticum, 1292 nucleotides long. RefSeq names its product CLP protease proteolytic subunit 2 (gene CLP2). Gene Ontology annotation, molecular function: ATPase binding; serine-type endopeptidase activity; ATP-dependent peptidase activity. Lineage: Eukaryota; Viridiplantae; Streptophyta; Magnoliopsida; Malvales; Malvaceae. The record is from RefSeq and is a predicted model, not a curated record. Gene Ontology annotation, biological process: protein quality control for misfolded or incompletely synthesized proteins. Gene Ontology annotation, cellular component: endopeptidase Clp complex.